Camellia sinensis is the source of this 1498-nucleotide messenger RNA. RefSeq names its product ring-type E3 ubiquitin ligase 454. NCBI's taxonomy places the organism in Eukaryota, Viridiplantae, Streptophyta, Magnoliopsida, Ericales, Theaceae. The record is from RefSeq and is a predicted model, not a curated record. Gene Ontology annotation, molecular function: ubiquitin-protein transferase activity; zinc ion binding. Gene Ontology annotation, biological process: protein ubiquitination.
AUCAAGCUUGGCUCUCUACUCGAUCUUUCAUCACAACACAACACAAGCAAACGGAACGAGUACUGACCCUUCUGGUAUCGUAUUGCGCUCUAUUUUAUGGGAAACUCAGUGUCCAUGUUUGGUCAUGGUCUUCGUUUUCCUUCUCUUCCCUUUUCCGACGACAUGUUUUCCGGUCUUAUACCGGGUCUCAACUCCGUCAACUCGCCGGAAGACGAACUUUCCGGUCAAAUUCCUCCAACUUUGACAACUCUUCUCCAUCUACCAACCCAUUUUCUUCGUCUCUUCACCCACGGCAUCGCUUUUCUGCGCCGAGACCGCUCCGAUUUCGGCACUUUCGUCCUCUGGUCCGGUCUAGUCACAUCCGUCGCUUUAAUUGCUUGGUCCCAUAACUCUCAGGAGGACGAGGACGAGGACGAGGACGGCGGUGAUACUGUUGCACCGCCGGAAUUUGACGCGGUGGUGUUGGGCUCCACGCGUCGCUUCGAAGAUGUGCUUUACAAAGCAAAUGGAAGUGAGAUUGCCUCAGAAUCAGAUGUGCUGUAUGCAGAAGAGUUGCAGAUGCAAGAAGUCAUGUUGGCUUCCCUACUCCCUUCUCGAAUAUCAAACAAUGCAAUGUCGCCAGCCAUCCAAACUAGUCCAACAUCAAAUGCCGAGCCAUCCCAGUUCUCCUGCGGUAUUUGCUUUGAGGAGAUAGAAAGUUGGCGAAAGUUCAGAAACCAAACUUGCUCUCACUCCUUCUGUUAUGAUUGCACAAGUAAACACAUUACAGCAAAGAUCCAAGACAACGUAAAAAUAAUUUUGUGCCCUGAAGUAGAUUGCAGAGCUCCGUUAGAUUUCAACACUUGCAGACAGAUCAUCCCAAACGACAUCCUUGUCAAGUGGGAUGAGUCCCUGUGCAAGUCACUGAUUCCCGAAUCCCAAACAGUGUACUGCCCUUUUAUGGACUGUUUGGCCAUGUUGGUUAAUGAUUCCGGGGAGGUCAUAAAGAAGAUAGAGUGCCCUGCAUGCUGGAGAUCAAUCUGUGCAAGGUGUGGUGUUCCAUGGCAUUUGGAAUUUACAUGCGAGGAGUUUGAGAGACUGAAUGCGAAGAAGAAAAAGGGGAAAGAUGAUGAUGGGUUGGUGAAGGAACUUGCUAAGAAGAAGAGCUGGAGGAAAUGCCCAAAUUGCAAAAUCUAUGUGGAAAAAACUGAGGGUUGUUUGCACAUUACUUGCAGGUGUGGAUACGAGUUUUGCUAUCGAUGUGGAUCAAAGUGGGGCAAGUAUCACGGCGGCUGCAGCCUACAAGCAUGACUGCCGGGGGGAGAUCAUAUAGAGAAAGUGAAGGAGAAAGGGUGGGUUAUAACACACCAGAACAGUAAUAUAAUGGUCCAAACAGGUACAGCUUUCUAAGUGUUUUGUAUAGCUUUUACUAACAACUUGGGAGGUAAAAAUAAUUAUUUAAGUUUAAAAAUGCUAAUUAUUAGCAAGUUAGAGAAUAAAUAUUUUUAGCUUUUUUUUU